Molecule: messenger RNA, 1536 nt
Organism: Plasmodium fragile
Lineage: Eukaryota; Apicomplexa; Aconoidasida; Haemosporida; Plasmodiidae
Exons: 2
Coding region: 1-1536 (511 amino acids)
Biological process (GO): regulation of cell cycle
Source: RefSeq, a predicted model, not a curated record
AUGAAGGAACCAAAGUACUUCACCAUCUACGAGGACUUCUUCAAAGAUGCGAAGACCUUUCUGAACACAGCCGUUGAGACGAAGAACAGCAUUUUCGAUGUGAGCAGUAGUGGGGAGUCGAGUUCAGGACAGGAAAAUGAUGGUGGGACGGAGGGCCCAGGUAAGGAGAAGCACAUUGACUUUUACCUGAAUGACCAGAGUAAUAAGGUAGUAUGGCACAAGGACAGCAGCAAUGAGGGUAAAACCCCGGUGAAGAGCGCAAGUAGGAUGGGUACAAACCGAAUCCACCAGAAUGCGGAAGUGGACGCGUACAAAAACAACCAGUGCUUCUCCAGCAUGCACCACGGUGCGUCAAAAAUCCUGCUGUGCUACCACAACACGCACACCAUGUGUCUGUCGUACAAACCAUAUAACGAAAAUGUGUGUCACGACUCAGCGAACGUGAAUUAUUCAAUUUCUAUUUUUAAGAAGAGGGUACCCAAUUUUGAUGUGGAGGAAGAGAAGUAUGACUUUGAUGAAGCAGAGGAGGAUAAUCGAGUUGUGCGGUUUUUGAAGAGAUGGGCAUUUUGGCGUUACGGAGAGAAGGACAGAAAGUUUCUUUUAAUAAAUGAGGAAAGAAGGCAACUGAGGGGUGGCGAACAUGUAGGGAGCAACUUUCACGCGGAGGAUGCAUUGAGGACAGGAAAGGAUAUACGCAGAGGGAUGGAAAAAGAGUUGAACAUGUAUAAUAAAAAGUCCAUGGUGAUAGAACCCAAUAGAAAUUUCACCACUAUAAAGGAAAGGGGAGAACGUGGAGAUAAUACUACGGAGAAAAUGAAAAAGAAGAGUUUGAUUUUGCACGAAAUGAAGAGGAAAAAAAAAGAAAGGAAGAAAGGCAUAUCAUAUGAACAUUUGUUAACUCCAAGUAAGCAUGAGUAUGAUGCGUUUUGUUUAUUUAAUCCUCGUUUUAAGCAAGGAAAGCAUCACACAGUGAUGUGUCUGCAAGGGUAUAAUGUGUCUGUGAUUCCUUUUGUGAAGGCCAAAAAGCUCAAGGAAGAAGUGAAUGGUUUAUUUAGUGAAAUAAAUCCUUGGAUCCAUAAAUCCCUCACAUUAUCUAAGUUGCGAAAUUUAAAAAUUGAUCUUUUUAAUUUCAUUUCUAACAUUCCUCAAAUAGACAUUUCUACCAUCUGCUGCGCGUGGGUCUUUUUUGAACGACUGGUCAUUAAGGGCUACGUCCAUAAGUCCAAUCGGAAGCUCUACGCAGCUACUUGUCUCAUUUUGUCUCUCAAAUUUUACCAGCAUGAUGACAUGCAGAUUUUGGAGAAGCUGCUUUUUUAUAUUCAAAAGUUAGACAAGAAGGAGAACUUAACGCCUUCGCUCAUUUUCUCUGUGGAGUUUUUGGUUUAUCGCCUCCUGGACUUUUCGCUACAGCACACGUAUGAGCAUAUUCGCCCGCACAUUUAUCAAUAUUUGGAGUCCAAGGAGCUCAAGUUCGAGGACGUCUAUGGCAUUUCGGAAGAGGUCUACCUUUGCUCGAAUUACCCCAGCGAGGCUUGA